Molecule: messenger RNA, 1423 nt
Organism: Labrus mixtus (cuckoo wrasse)
Lineage: Eukaryota; Metazoa; Chordata; Actinopteri; Labriformes; Labridae
Exons: 9
Coding region: 150-1241 (363 amino acids)
Biological process (GO): interleukin-15-mediated signaling pathway; T cell activation; positive regulation of ERK1 and ERK2 cascade
Cellular component (GO): membrane raft; external side of plasma membrane
Molecular function (GO): MHC class II protein binding; protein tyrosine kinase binding
Source: RefSeq, a predicted model, not a curated record
UUUUAUGAAAAAAAAAAGACUGAAGUUGCUCAGAGGAAGUAAAAAAAGAGAAGUUGAAGCUGUAACUCUCUAUUUAGAGUGUUUGAGAGUAAAGGAUGUGAGAACGAGAGAGAGCACGAAGCGAGAUCCGUCACUUCAGAAGGAUUAAAAUGUCUUUAUCUGUGAUACUGAUGCUUCUGUUUACAGCUGUAACUGGAGAUGAUACCGCCUCCCUCACAGUCAGACUUGGACAUGAUGUCACUUUGCCAUGUGGAAAUGUGAUUAAAGAUCAGCAGAAAUGUGACAGUACUUCUUGGCUUUUCAGUCGUGAUAGUGGGAGCACAGCAGUAGAGCUGGUUACACUCGGGAAUAUAAAUAAAAAUGAGAAAGCUAAAGCUGAGAGGCUAAAUGUUGCAGAGGAUUGUUCUCUGGUUAUUAAAAGUGUCACACGUGAAGAUGUUGGUCGUUACACCUGCAGACAGUACAGAUCAGGAGAACAAGUUCCAGAAGCUCGAGUGUUGCUGAAUGUUAUUGACAUUGAAUUGGAUGAAGCCUUCAGGUUUUACUGCUCUGUGUUCAGAUAUGGAGACUGUGCCCACACAGUGCAGUGGUAUUAUAAGGGUGAUGAGACAGAUAUAUCAGAACACCAACAGUUAACCUGUACAGCCGUUGUGAUAUUUACAACUCCUCAUGUUGUUCAGAAGUCAAACAUUGAGGAGUUGCUGUAUUGUAACGUGACAGACAAUAAGAGUGGACACACACAGCUGUGUAAUUCCAUCUCUGAGUCCCCAUGUGAGAAAACAGGUACAGAAAAAGAAAAGUCUUCAACAAAAAAAGAUGAACAGAAAGACGAUGACCCUGACACAAAACCAGAUUGGUUGUCAUAUGUGAUUGUGGCCGCUGGUUUAGCAGCCUUCUUAAUCAUCUUAAUAGUUGUCGUGGCAUUCAUCGGACGGAAGAGAACUAAAGGGAACAAAACACAGAGGGACAAAAACAUUGGACAGAGUUUGAACCCUGCAGUGACUCAGCAGGGUCCAGAGACCAGUCAAGAAGAGGCGGAGCAUGAAGAUGUUGUUGCCUACGCCUCCAUCAGCUACACCAAGAAGGGCAACAGUAGAGCUCAGGCUGAUGGAGAUGCUGAAGGUGAAGGUGUGACGUACAGCACUGUGAGAGUCCCCUCCUCUGACACUGAAGCCUCUGUUGACCCCAGCAGCCUGUACGCCACCGUCAACAAACCAAACAAGAGAGAGACAACAGGAUAGUUACAGCUCAUGUCACUAAUCUUGAUAGACCAAUGAAUGUGACUCCUCCCCCUGCAGCUCUUACAUGUAUCUUUAAUUUAAUCAUCAUUACUCUCUCGUUGUGUUUUGUGCAUUUUGUGUAUACUUUCUCAGAGUUAUUGCAGAGUUUCUACACACAUAUGAACAUCAAAUAGAUGUGUGAA